AUGUCGGCGUGCUCCCCUGUCUGUAUGGCUCUACUGUCCUUCCUCCUCGCUCCAGCACUUGGACAACUAGACCUCAACCGACUGGACGGUGAUACCGUCUGCCCACCAAUGAGAAGCGGACAAGAUGACCUUCCAGGGUUUGAUCUGAUCACCCAGUUCCAGCUGGAUGUGAUCCCUCUGAAAGGUGUGAGGAAGGUGGACGGCUCCACUCCCCUCCAGGUGGCCUACCGCCUCGACAGGGAGGCCAACUUCCAAAUUCCAACCAUGCUGAACUUUCCUCGUGGCUUCCCAGACGAGUACUCCUUCAUGGCGACCUUCCGCAUGAUCAAGAACACGGUGAACAAGGUGUGGAAUGUCUGGCAAAUAGUGGACGAAGACGGCAACAAACAAGCCGGGCUGAGGCUAAAUGGCGACCAGCAGGCUCUGGAGUACUUCCUGAUGGGUGCCGACGGCAACCUGCAGACCGCCACCUUCCCCGGUCUUUCUGUGCUCUUCAACACCAAGUGGCACAAGGUGAUGAUCGGCGUGGAGCGCGACCAGGUCACUCUAUAUGUGGACUGCCAGCCCGUGGAUCAGAAACCCAUCAAGGGCAAGGGCCCCAUCAACACAGAGGGAGACACUCUUAUUGGCAGGCUGGAUGCUGAUCCUGACGCCUCUGUAGUGUUUGAGCUCCAGUGGAUGUUGAUUCACUGCGACCCAAAGAGAGCCCAGAGAGAGAGCUGCAAUGAACUGCCUGCUACUGAGAUGUAUGCCAAUGCGGAGCCUGACAAAUCAGUCCAAGGCCCCCCAGGAGCCCCUGGCCCAGAGGGCCCCCGUGGGCCCCAAGGAGAAAAUGGCAGAGAUGGAAGAGAUGGUCUUCCAGGGUCUACUGGCAGUCCAGGUGCUCCUGGUAGCAAAGGGGAGCAGGGGGAGAUCGGUCUUCCUGGACAGAGAGGCCUUCCUGGUCUUCCAGGAGUUGCUGGUUCUCCUGGCCUAAUGGGACCCAGAGGCCCAGUGGGAGAGAGAGGUCUUCCUGGCUUUCCGGGACCUGCAGGUCCUCGUGGCCCAGCGAGCGAAGGACCUGCUGGACCACCAGGGAAACCAGGAAUCCCAGGGGAUGAAGGAAACAUCGGGCCUGAGGGUCCACCUGGACCUAGAGGGGGACCCGGCACCGCAGGGCCUCCUGGCCCUCCUGGUCCACCAGGGCCUGCGGGACCACCUGGUGCCAGCAGUGAGGGAAGUGGGGAAGCUUGUCCUGCUGCCUGCCCUGCUGGACCUCGGGGAAUGGCUGGACUACCAGGGAUGAAGGGUCACAAAGGUGUGUCUGGUGAGCCUGGCAAAGAUGGACUGGCUGGAGAGAAGGGAGAAGCUGGAGCACAAGGUCCUCAGGGGCCACCAGGUCGCAUGGGAGAUGAUGGUCAAAGAGGGCCCAUCGGAUUCCCUGGAACCACCGGAGAGAAGGGAGACAGAGGUCCUCCUGGUUUCAAUGGCGUCCCAGGACCCACCGGCCCGCCUGGGGCCCCUGGUGUGGAGGGAAUCCGUGGGCGUCAGGGUUUGGAGGGGCCAAAGGGUGAUGAUGGAGUUGUGGGACCUCAAGGAGAGCAGGGACCCCAAGGGGAAAAAGGAGACGUUGGAGAGCCUGGCGCAGAUGGCUUGGAUGGACUUUCCGGAGCUGAUGGUGCUAAGGGAGAACCUGGUACACCUGGAGCUGUUGGUAUCAGGGGGAUUGUGGGUAUUCCAGGCCUGCCAGGGAAACAGGGAGUAGUUGGACCCUCUGGUGCAAAGGGUGAUACUGGUGCUGAGGGACCCAUUGGGCCAGUUGGACUCCCUGGAAAGACUGGUGAGCCUGGAAAAGAUGGAGCAGAUGGAAAGCCAGGAGAUAAAGGAGCAACAGGUGAAACAGGAAAACAAGGGCCAGUGGGGCCUGCCGGUUCUUCAGGAAUCCAGGGUGACAAAGGAGAUAAAGGUGACACUGGUGCCAAAGGAAUCAAGGGUCAUACUGGACACAAAGGCGAUCAGGGACCUUUGGGACCAAUGGGACCAAAGGGAAGUCAGGGGGACACAGGACUACAAGGAGAUCCCGGGGUGAAGGGUGACCAGGGUCCGCCUGGUGUUCCUGGAAUCAAAGGCGAGCGUGGCGAGAAGGGCCAAAGAGGAUCCACAGGGAUUGAUGGCAGACCAGGCCAGCCAGGCCACGAGGGUUUGGCUGGUCCAAUGGGAUCUCGAGGGCUGGAGGGAGAACCAGGCCUUCCUGGAGCACCAGGUCCCAGAGGUCUACCUGGCCCAAAAGUGAGUGAUGAGAAGCUUCGGGAAAUGUGCUCAGCCGUUGUAGAAGAACAAUUAGCAGAGUUUAAGAAAGAGCUUCUGAAGAAGCCAGCAGCCAUUGGUGCCCCUGGUAUCCCUGGACCAGCAGGACCUCCUGGCCCCCCUGGAUCAGCUGGAGCAGCAGGAGCAGCAGGAGCUCCAGGGCUGAUGGGUCCCAAAGGCCCUCCAGGCUUCUUUGGACUUCGAGGCGCACCAGGCAAGAAAGGUGAUACUGGGGAAAAGGGAGACAAGGGAGACAAGGGAGAGGAUGGCCUAGGAAUCAAAGGAAGCCCAGGCGUACCUGGUGCACCAGGUGCACCAGGUGCCCCUGGCAUUGGCAAGGAUGGCAAAAAUGGACAACGUGGUGAGGCAGGAAGUCCCGGUGUCCCAGGGUCACCCGGUUCAAGGGGACCCUCAGGACCACCUGGCCUUUGUGAUCCAUCGACCUGUAUAAGCCGACUUCCACCUCUCUAUAUGGUCAGCGGAAAGAAAUCUGACAGCUACAAAAACCCAUGA
Messenger RNA from Xiphias gladius (swordfish), 2799 nucleotides. RefSeq names its product collagen alpha-3(IX) chain (gene col9a1c). Lineage: Eukaryota; Metazoa; Chordata; Actinopteri; Istiophoriformes; Xiphiidae. The transcript is spliced from 37 exons. The record is from RefSeq and is a predicted model, not a curated record. The coding region runs from base 1 to 2799 and encodes 932 amino acids.